This is a messenger RNA of Paramecium sonneborni, 1951 nucleotides long. NCBI's taxonomy places the organism in Eukaryota, Ciliophora, Oligohymenophorea, Peniculida, Parameciidae. The record is from the annotation of a GenBank genome assembly.
AUGUAAAAAAAUAUUGAUGAUGAUGAUAUUGACCCAUGUUAAUUUAUAAAAAAUUUAGAUACAGGAGAUACAUACAGUGUUAAUAAUUUUGGUGAAUUAGAGAUUGAAUUUAAAUAAUAUACACCAUUGAAUUCAAAGAAAAGUAGGUGGAAGACUUUUUGGACAAAAAUGGAAGAAAUAAAUGAAAAAUUAUAUGAUGCAUGUGAAAAAGGAGAUGAAGAAGUUGUUACAAGAUUGCUCAAAGAUUAAAAUGAUUUAAAAUAAUAAGUUUAAUAAUAAAAUCGAUCAAACAAUUCCACUCUAAUUGGAGAAGAUUAUAAAGAUUUUAUUGGAUUUAUAAAUAUUGAUUGUAAAGGUUUAGAUGAUUGGACAGCUUUACAUCAUGCUGUAAAUAACAGAAGGGUAAAAAUAGUUAAGUUGCUGCUUGAUUCUAAAGCUAAUCCAAAUUUAUGUACAUAAAUGAAAAGUACUCCCUUACAUUUAGCAUGUUUAAGAAGAAGCUUAGAAAUAGUUAAACUCUUAGUUGAUUAUAAAGUUGAUUUAAAUUGUUAAGACUCUGAUUUAAAUACACCUUUGCAUAUUAUUUCUGAAAUAGGAGAUAUAUAAAUAGUUGAAUAUUUAUUAAAAAAUGGAGCAGAUGGUAUAUUAAUAAAAUGAUAAUAUAUAUUAGCUAAUUUAAAGAAUUCCCGUUAAAAGUUACCUUAUGAUAUGACAAUGUCGUCAGAUGUAAGAUAACUUCUUUAAAAAUAUGUUCCAAAUUCUGAAGGUUAUCAAUCUAGAUCAUUGAUUUGUGGAUAAGUAGUUAGAAACUCUAGAGCUGAUCAUAUUGAAAGAUUAUUAGGUAAAGUAAAUGAAUUAUCAAAAAUGGAAAGUGUAAAAUAAUCAUAAUAAAUAGUGAUUUAAAAAGAAUAGCCUAUAAUAGAAUCUCAAGCUAUUCCUUAAUUUAUAGAUGUUAGUGUUAAUGUAUAAUAUAAAUUAAUUAGGUUUCUUCCCCAGAAGGAUAUAUAUUUCAUAAAUUACUUGGUAAAGGUAGUUUUGGAGAAGUUUAUUUUGCAACUAGAAAAUUAGAUGGAGAAUAAUAUGCUAUAAAGACUCUUUGUAAAGAGAGAGUACUUGCUAAGAAUUUAACAAGAUAUGCAUAAACAGAAAAGAAUGUUCUUAGUGUUAUGAAACAUCCUUUUAUAGUUAGAUUACAUGCAGCAUUUUAAAAUUCAUCAAAGUUAUUUAUGGUAUUAGAUUUUUGUCCAGGAGGUGAUUUAGGAAAUUUAUUAACUAAACAUGUUAAACUUAAUGAAGAUGUAGCUAGAUUUUAUAUUUGUGAAAUUAUUUUGGCUUUAGAAUCUUUACAUAAAAAUUGUAUCAUCUUUAGAGAUCUCAAACCUGAUAAUGUUGUAUUGGAUUCUAAAGGACAUGCAAAAUUAACAGAUUUUGGAUUAUCUAAAGAAGGAGUUUAUGAUAAUAUUACCAAAAGUUUUUGUGGUUCAAUAGCUUAUCUUGCUCCAGAAGUUUUAAUGAAAAGAGGUCAUUCAAGAACAGUUGAUUGGUAUUUAUUAGGAGUUCUACUUUAUGAAAUGAUUGUUGGAAUGCCACCUUAUUAUCAUUAAGAUAGAGAGAUGCUAUUUGAAAAUAUUAAAAAAGGAGUUUUAAGAAUCCCUAAAUCUAUGAGUGAAGAAGCUAAAGAUUUAAUUAGAUCACUUUUAGUUAGAGAUCCUUCUUAAAGAUUAGGAGCUAAAACAGAUGCUGAAGAAAUUAAAAAACAUUCAUUCUUCAAAAAUAUAAAUUGGGAUGAUAUUUAUAAUAAAGUAUAAGAUGGCCCUUUCAUUGAAAAGGACAAUACUAAAUCAUGGAUUAAAGAAAUUAUUGAUGUAAAUUAUUUUUUUAUUUCUAGAUGAAAUUCGGAGAUCAAUCUUAAUCUAGUUAAAGAUUGUCUGAUUGGUCUUUUAUUUAAUGA